GCCAACACACACACCAUGGGCGCCCCUUUCGACUUUGCGCCCGAGCGGCCCGAACACAUCGAGAGCAUUCUCAAUGGACUCGACCGAUACAAUCCCGAAACGACGGCCGUUUUCCAGGACUAUGUCAUGCAGCAGUGCGAAAGCCAGACGUAUGACUGCUUUGCCAACCUGGCUUUGCUCAAACUAUACCAGUUCAACCCUCACCUCAACCGGGAUGAGACCAUCACCAACAUCCUCGUGAAAGCCCUCACCGUUUUCCCCAGCCCCGACUUUUCUCUUUGCUUGUCGCUCCUUCCCAGCCACACACUUGCCCCGCUCGGCAGCUCAUCACAUACCCCUGCUGCUGGCGACGCGCCGCUCUCAGAAGCUGUUCAAAAGCUCAACGAGCUCAAGAACCUGCUCGAGGGUGCUGAUUACACCCAGUUUUGGGCGACCCUAGACUCGGACGAUCUCUACGCCGACUUGGUUGCAGAUGUAUCUGGUUUCGAGGAGCUCAUGCGUGUGCGCAUCGCCGCUACAGUAAGCCAGGCCGUCCGUGAGGUUGAGCGGAGCAUCUUAGAGAGCUGGCUGAAUCUCGAGGGCAAGGAAUUUGAGCACUUCGUUGGCACCGUAUGUGGGUGGAACGUCGACGGAAACAAGAUCAAGAUACCUAUCAACAAAGACAACGAGGCUAAGGGUACCGUUGUGAGAGAGAACGUCAAAUUUGACCAAUUCUCGAGGAUAGUCAAGAGAGCUUAUGAGCAGCCAGCAUAA
This is a messenger RNA of Periconia digitata, 753 nucleotides long. The record is from the annotation of a GenBank genome assembly. Lineage: Eukaryota; Fungi; Ascomycota; Dothideomycetes; Pleosporales; Periconiaceae.